Molecule: messenger RNA, 1586 nt
Organism: Bufo gargarizans (Asiatic toad)
Lineage: Eukaryota; Metazoa; Chordata; Amphibia; Anura; Bufonidae
Product: thioredoxin-like
Exons: 5
Coding region: 186-518 (110 amino acids)
Source: RefSeq, a predicted model, not a curated record
AAAUCUAUUCAUAGGAAUAGUGGAAACAUAAGCAGAGCUCGGGGCAGCUGCAUGACACUCCCAGCCGCAUCUCUCACAAGGGGACGUUCUUUUCCCGCCCACACACUCCCGUGUAUAUGUAGACAGCAGGUCGGGGGACUAGUACUGGCUGUAUAACGCAGACGUGUCCUGACGAGCCUGACAUCAUGGUGCACUAUGUGGAGAGCUUGGAUGAAUAUAAGACCAUUAUUGAAAGUGGCGGAAAUAAACUCAUAGUGGUGGAUUUCACCGCCACCUGGUGUGGACCUUGUCAGCAUAUAGCUCCUUUCUAUGAGUCACUUGCCACUAAGUACCCAGGAAUUCUCUUGUACAAGGUUGAUGUGGACGAGGCGGGGGACAUAGCAUCUGCAUAUGGAAUAAGGGCCAUGCCAACGUUUCACUUUUACAAGGAUGGAAAGAAGGUUGAUGAACUAUGUGGUGCUGAUAAGGAUAAGCUUGAAUCUCUGGUCCAUAAGUGGUCGGGACAUGGCUCCUCAUGAAGAAAUUGUCUAAGUCUUUCAUGUGCAGACACUAUUAUUUGCCUUAAGAUUUGGAACAACCCCAUCCUCAUGCAUCUCCUGUAUUCCUGCAGACAUCUCAGACAUCCAUAUACUAGGACCAUGUAAAAGUGAUGGAGGCGGUGGGUUUUUAUGAAAUGGUGCUUGGCUAUGAUCACUGUACAGGAGGGGUGCAUGUAAAUAGUGACUCAUGGCGCUUUGUCUCUACCGUUCACGCAUGCACAUGCAUCUUAAAGGGGUUGUCUCACUUAGCAAGUGGCAUUUAUCUUGUAGAGAGAGUCAAUACAAGGCACUUACUAAUAUACUGUUAUUAUCCAUAAUGCCUGUUAUUAUCCUUUCCUGGCUGGAUUAAUUUUUCCAUCACAUUAUACACUGCUAAUUUCCAUGGUUACAGACCACCAUGCAAUCCAUCAGUGGUGGUCGUGCUUGCACAAUAAAAAUGAAAAAGCGCCAGCCUGUGUGCGUUCCCCAUGGUCCUGUCCACCAGAAAGUUUGACACUUUUUUCCUAUAGUGUGCAAGCACGACCACCACUGAUGGAUUACAGGGUGGUCUGUAACCAUGGAAACAGUGUACAAUGUGAUGGAAAAAAUGAAUCCAGCCAGCAAAGGAGGCAAUAUGGAUAAUAACAAUACAUUAGUAAGUGCCUUGUAUUAUCUUCCUCUACAUGAUAAAUGCCACUUACUGAAGUGAGACAACCCCUUUAAGGGCUUGGCCAAAUUAAUAUUCCAAAGCGCUUCAAUGUGUAAUCUAUGCAAACAUGGUAUCUUUAAGUAGUGGCAUACAUUAUAAUUUCAUAGCAGUUGAGCACCAUUUAUUGAAAUCAGACAAAAACCCAUUUACUUUUUUGGGCCAAAUGCCUUGCCAUCCAUUUUUGAGCUGUAACAACAUCUAAGAGUUUUCAAAUAGUCAAAAAAAAAAUUAAAAUGUAGACAGCUAUCUUCAUAAAGGGUGGUUCAGUUACUCCUUGGCAUGAUAAGUUAUCCUGGAAAAUGAACAACAGGCACUAUAAUGCAUUGAUUUUAAAAAAAUAAAUAUGGAAAUAAAGCUUA